Zymoseptoria tritici IPO323 is the source of this 2445-nucleotide messenger RNA. RefSeq lists its product as uncharacterized. The coding region runs from base 1 to 2445 and encodes 814 amino acids. The transcript is spliced from 3 exons. Lineage: Eukaryota; Fungi; Ascomycota; Dothideomycetes; Mycosphaerellales; Mycosphaerellaceae. The record is from RefSeq and is a predicted model, not a curated record.
AUGGCGUCCUUUGUCUCUUCUCUCGCGCUGGACGACUUCAAGAAUCAGCUCAGCCUCGCGUCCGUAUGCGGCAUCGUGUUCCUCCUCGCCUGGUUCAUCCUCUUCUUCACCGAACUCAGCGUGGUCAAGAAAGCCUCCAACGCUGUCCACCUCCUCGGCCAAUUCGCUUACUCCUGCUUCCUCAAGCCACACACCGGUGACGGCACUGGCAAUCAGCAAGAUGCAUUGGAGAGCUUCUACAAAUCACAGGCAUCCAUCUACGAUGCCACUCGAUCAAAGUUGCUGCAAGGCAGAGAGGACAUGCUUGCUCUUGUAGCAUCUCAGGUCAAACACAGAGUCGAGUCAAGCCAAAUCUCCCACAAGCCAAUCUGGGUGGACAUUGGUGGCGGCACUGGCUGGAACAUCGAACAGAUGGGUGAGCACAUCCACGUGCCUUCGUUCUUCCACGCCGUUUAUCUCGUCGAUUUGAGCUCCUCACUCUGCGAAGUGGCUCGCAAGCGUUUCGAGCGCUUGGGCUGGAAGAACGUCCACGUCAUCUGCCAGGACGCCAGGACUUUCCGCCUCGCCGAUUACGAGGCUGGCAUUGGAGGAGAGAAGCGAGAGUUCAGCAUUGGUCGCUCAGCAUACGACGAGGACGCACGUGACAGUGUCGGAGCGGACGUCCUCACCAUGUCUUACAGCUUGAGCAUGAUUCCCGAAUUCCACCCAGCGAUUGACAGCGUUUCCAACCUUUUGGCACCAGAUGGUGUGGUCGGUGUGGUCGACUUCUAUGUCCAGAACGAGAUCGAGUUCAACGGCCGCAACUACAUUGGCGGUAGCAUCAAUCGACACUGCAUGUGGAUCAGCCGUGUUUUCUGGAGGACGUGGUUCGAGCUUGACCGCGUUAAUCUGGAUUCCGCCCGCCGCGACUACAUCGAGUAUAAGUUCGGAACCAUCAUCAGCACCAACCGUAGAUGCCAUAUUUUCGGCUUCCGCAUCCCGUACUACAUCUUUGUUGGCUGCACCAGGAACACCGUCAAUCCGAUGCACCAGUUGGCUUCCGUCGACGCUGCAGCUACCGAAUCUCCAUUUAUCAGCGCUCUUGACGUCCACGCAAAAAGCCUCACCACCCGUCGCCGAAGCUCCAGCUCCGACCGACGCACAAGCAAAGCACACGACACCGCGGUGAUCAAUCUGGCCGCCAGCUUGCCUCUCCCAGCCGCCUACUACCAGAACAACAAGACCCGCAUCUACUACGACGACACUCUGCAAAAGCACCGCCAAUUCGGCGAUGAGUAUAUCUAUGCGUUCACCUGGGAGGACGACCGCAUGGACUCUCGUCUGCUCAAGAUCAACUCCGACGAUGUCAUCCUGGCUAUUACCAGCGCUGGUGACAACAUCCUCAGCUAUGCUCUUCAACGGCCAAAGCGUAUCCACGCCGUCGAUCUCAAUCCUAACCAGAACCAUCUGCUUGAGCUCAAAGUCGCCGCAUUCCGCAGUCUCGAAUACCAAGAUUUCUGGAAGAUGUUCGGAGAGGGCAAGCACGAGAACUUUCAGAAGCUGCUCCUCGAGCGUCUCUCUCCCCACCUCUCAUCCCACGCCUUCGACUACUGGCUUAACGUCGGACCAUCCACUUUCAGUUCUGCUGGGAAAGGCCUCUACUUUACUGGUGGCAGUCGCCAUGCUCUUCAACUCGUGCAAUGGCUCGGCAAGCUUCUCGGUAUCCGCAAAGACAUGCAAAAUCUCGGUGAGGUGCAGACUUUGGCUGAGCAACGUGAGAUCUGGACAAAGCGUGUGCGUCGCGUGCUUCUAUCCCAACUCCUGGCAUACUUCGUGGUGGGAUCUGAGCGCUUCUUGUGGAAGGCACUCGGCGUUCCCGGUGAGCAGCGGGCGAUGAUCGAAGAGGACUUUAAGCGUAGACCUGGACAAGUCGGCGCCGUUCGCAGUGGACAGGCCAUCUGGAACUAUGGCGUGCAGACGCUCGACCCAGUCGCCAACGAGACUUUGCUGAGUGAGGAUAACCACUACUACCUCCUCUGUCUGCUCGGCCACUACACCCGCCGCUGCCACCCCACGUACCUCACCCCCAAAUCGCACAUCAAACUCUCCGCGCCAACCGCGCUCGACAAUCUCCGCAUCCACACCGACGAACUCGCCGAAGUUUUCGCCCGCAUGCAGCCUGAAGCCCUGACCAUCGCGGUGCUUAUGGACAGCAUGGACUGGUUCACGCCCGGCGGCACCGAGGCGUCCGCUCAAUGCAAAGCCGUCAACCGCGCGCUCAAGCUCGGCGGAAGAGUUCUCAUUCGCUCCGCUGGCUUGAGUCCGUGGUAUAUGGCUGUGUUUGAGGAGUGUGGGUUUUCGCCGAAGAGGGUCGCUGCGAGGAUUCCUCCCGGGACGUGUACGGAUCGGGUCAAUAUGUAUGCUUCGACUUGGAUUUGCACGAAGGUUAAGAGCUGUGUGGCAUGA